Drosophila eugracilis is the source of this 1160-nucleotide messenger RNA. RefSeq names its product ADP-ribosylation factor-like protein 4A (gene Arl4). The record is from RefSeq and is a predicted model, not a curated record. Gene Ontology annotation, cellular component: cytoplasm. The transcript has 5 exons. Gene Ontology annotation, molecular function: GTP binding; GTPase activity. Bases 66 to 1004 code for a protein of 312 amino acids. Gene Ontology annotation, biological process: intracellular protein transport; vesicle-mediated transport. NCBI's taxonomy places the organism in Eukaryota, Metazoa, Arthropoda, Insecta, Diptera, Drosophilidae.
UGUUAUCGAGUCACAUGAAAGUACUUUUGAGCAUAGUAAUUUAAAAGCGGAUUUUUAAUAAGAUAAUGGGUGCCACAAUGGUAAAGCCUUUGGUUAAGAAUGGGAAUUUAUUGGAUGCGUUGCCCUCACAGGUAGCAACCCUACAUGUAGUUAUGUUAGGUCUGGAUUCUGCAGGUAAAACAACGGCAUUAUAUAGACUGAAGUUUGAUCAAUAUUUAAAUACUGUCCCUACUAUUGGCUUUAAUUGCGAAAAGGUACAAGGUACUAUUGGCAAGGCAAAAGGAGUUAAUUUCCUAGUUUGGGAUGUGGGUGGACAAGAAAAACUGAGACCACUUUGGCGAAGCUAUACACGCUGCACAGAUGGCAUAUUGUUUGUUCUUGAUUCUGUAGACAGAGAACGAAUGGAAGAAGCAAAACUGGAACUAUUGCGCACAGCAAAAUGCCCUGAUAACCAGGGUGUUCCGGUGCUGAUAUUGGCAAAUAAGCAAGAUCUUCCUAACGCGUGUGGUGCAAAGGAGCUGGAAAAACUUUUAGGCCUGAAUGAACUUUAUAACCCUAUGCCGAAUGUAUCAACACUACCUAAUUCCGAAUCUUCCUCCAAAAUUAAUUUAAUCGGCUCUAGCAUCUUAAACCAAAGUAUUACAGAAACAUCGUUGAAAGAACACAAAACGCGUCACUUGCAUUCAUCAAUGAUCCACAUAAACCCCGCUCUUGAAGGUAAGGAUGACAAAUCCUCGAUUGGCGGAGGAGCAUUCCCAACAUUCAUAUAUCCCCAUUCGUGCAAUAAUUCUGACGUGGUUCAAAAAAAUCAGAGAGACGUUAAAACUUGCUUUCAUAGUAUUAAACAUAGCAGGGUUUCUUCCAACGGCAUGCAAUUCAGUGGGUGGUAUAUACAACCAACCUGUGCUAUAACUGGCGAAGGCCUCCAGGAAGGUUUGGACGCUUUAUAUGAUAUGAUUUUAAAACGCCGAAAAAUAAACAAAUCGUAUAGAAAAAAACUGUAGCAAUUAUUAUCGACUGUGACUAAUUGUCAGUAUUUCUCGAUUGUCUUAGCUUUAGCACAAUUAAAUACAAAAUGCACAAUUAAGUUAUGUUUUAUUGGUCUGUAAUUUAAAUAUUUAAAAUAAAAAAAAUUUGAAUUAAAAUAUUUUGAAAAGUUA